Molecule: messenger RNA, 16889 nt
Organism: Podarcis lilfordi (Lilford's wall lizard)
Lineage: Eukaryota; Metazoa; Chordata; Lepidosauria; Squamata; Lacertidae
Source: the annotation of a GenBank genome assembly
AUGACUCGCGCCGCGACGCCAGGGCUGCUGCUCCUCCUCCUCCUCCUGGCCCGGGUGCUGCUGCUGUGCCGCCCGCUGGCCGGGCACCCCGGGCAGGGAGAGGCCACUUGGUCUCGCUUCGCCCGCCUGCCCUUCGAGGAUGAGCUCUUCCUGGACGACACGUUCCCCGACGGCUUCCUGUGGGGGGCGGGCAGCGCGGCGUACCAGGUGGAAGGCGCCUGGAGCCAGGACGGCAAGGGGCCCUCGGUGUGGGACGCCUUCGCGCAGCGCCUCCCCCGGGCCGCCGCCGCCGCCGAGCCGAAGGCGCCGUCGGGGGACGUGGCCAGCGACAGCUACAACCGCGUCGAGCGCGACCUGGAAGCGCUGAGCCUCCUGGGGGUGUCGCACUACCGCUUCUCGCUGCCCUGGGCGCGCCUGCUCCCCAACGGCACGGCGCCCGCCAGCCCCGCCGCCCUGGAGCAUUACGCGCGCUUCCUGGCCGGCCUGAGGCAGCGCGGCGUCGAGCCCGUGGUCACCCUCUACCACUGGGAUCUGCCCCAGCGCCUUCAGGAGCUCUAUGGCGGCUGGCAGAGCCCGGCUCUGGUCGGCUUGUUCCGGGACUACGCCGAGCUCUGCUUCAGGCACUUCGGCGAGCACGUGCGCUUCUGGCUCACCAUGGACAACCCUUACCUCGUGGCUUGGCAGGGCUACGCCACGGGCAAGCUGGCCCCCGGCGUGCGGGGAGGGCGGGAGGUGGGCUACCGGGUGGCUCACCACCUCCUCCAGGUAAGGACGGCCAAGGAGAACAUGGCUCAGCCGAAGUUCUCCAUGAGUUUUGGCCACCGGGGAGAGGGACGUCAGAGAACCAUAUAGCGUUGGACGGGACCCCCGAGGGUCAUCUAAGGCCAGCCCCCUGCAAAGCAUCCUUUGCUUUAAAACCUCCAGUGAAGGCACAUAACCCGAGGAAAGGCGCCAAGGGAGAGUAGGGCCUCCACUUGUGAUCUUUUCCGAGGCAAAUGAAUGACUGCUGCUGGCUCCUCUUAAGUUAAGAACAGGGGUGGGGAACCGGUGGCCCUCCAGUUCAAUGUUGCUGGGCUACAGCGUCUAACAGGUUGAGCUGCAGUUGCCUCAUCCCUGGUGUAGAAUUUAAAACAGCCUUCCCAAACCUGGUGCCCUCCAGAUGUUUUGGGCUAUAACGGAAUUGUAGGCCAAAACACCUGUGGGUUAUUUUUAGUAUAUGUGCUGCCAAAGCAAGCACAACACCUGUGGGUUAUAAGGUUAGGGAAGGCUGAUUUAGAGCAAGGGCAGUGCAAUCCUAGGCCUGUUUACUCAGAAGCAAGUUCCAGUGUAUUCCAUGAGUCAGUGUGUGUAAAGGAGUGCAGCCUAAGAUUUGCUACAAGCAGCAGACAAGAGUAAGCAAGGCCCAACUUAUCAAAACUUAGCACCUAUGGAAAUAUAAAAGGUAGGAUACACCCCACUGCCCUCCAGUCACCCAAAUAUUGGAAAAACACAAAGGAGGAAAAUGGUCAAGUAAGUACAUCUGGCUCUUGAAGAUGACCUUCAAGCCUGUUCCAAUCCUGCUGUUCUAUGAGACUAUAACCAUCUCAAAUAUUAUGCUCUGUAGAAAACAAUGGGAUUUUUAACAUUUCAGAAUGCUGAGAUUUUUUCCUAUAGAACAAACACCUCAACUUCUCCAGCAUGUGCAGGACAGCUUGUUUGCUUGUCUUAUCAGGACCUAUUUAACUAGACUUAUCCAUUGCCCUUCAGGCACCUCUGGCCAAACACACCUUGCUAACUCCUGAAUCACUCACUACUUGUGGCAAAUCAUAAUUGGAACAAUCCCAGUUUAUUACAGAGCCAAACUUGCUAGGGGUGUAUUAUUGGUGUAAGAGGUUUAACUAGAAUGUUUUUAUUAUUGUCAGUUGCGUUAAUCUCCCAUCCUUCCCCCAAGGAGCUUAGUGUGGUGUAUCCGAGCCAUUCCCCCUAUUUUAGUAUCACAACAACCCUGUGGGGUAGGUUAGGCUAAGAGAGGAAGACUGGCCCAAUGUCACACAGUGAGCUUUGUGGCUGAGUGAAGAUUUGAACUCUGGGCUUCCCAGUUCCUGUUAUAAACAUUCCCCUGUCCGCACUGGCUCUAUGAUUUUAGUGUUACCACAUUUAAAUGCUUACAAUUGCCUGUGAAGGUGAAAGGUGAGGAAGAGCAAAUUAAAUUCUCCCCACUAAAGUUGCAAGAGCAAAAAUAAAUGUGUGGGCUUGCAGAAGAAUAGUAAUGUCAGUCUGUUGCAGAUCUUUGCAGUAUCCUAAAGAAGUGCAGUACAAUGUGAUGCAUAUUUAUUCAGAUAUAAGUUCUAUGUUGGAUGAGACUUGCUUCCUAGUAAGUGUAUUUAGGACUGCAGCCUAAUUUAUUGUGUCAUGAGAUUCUGUAGGUGACAGUGCGGUUUAUCAAAGGCAUAGUUAAUAAAUAUAAACAUGGAUAAAAUUUCAUUUCAUCCAAUAUUGCAAGGUGAGAUGAAAAGACAAACACACAUAUCUGAAAGCAGCAGUACAAUGCAUUACUAGUAGCAUUUAUUCUAUUUGAAAAUGAACAAGCAGGAGAACCCACAUGAAUUGAUUAUAAUAUUAACCAUGACCAAUUCACAAAAGGAAGGUAUAAUAGUGACAAAUUAAUGUGUUACAAAUACCAAGCCAAGUGCAGUAAAAUAUGGCCACAGUCACAGUCACAGAAUAUACAUCAUCUUAACAGAGACCUGAACAUUGAAAAUAAUGUAGUUGUUAUUACCGGAUGCACAAAAAGCAAUCCAGUAGUCCAAAUGUAAAUUUCACACUCAAGAGAUCCAUCACUUAGCUAAGCAUUUUUGAAUUUAGUGGGACUUGCUCUUAAACAAAUAUGUACUGGAUUGCAGCCAUCUAUCCCACCCUUCUCCAUCUCUACUCAGAAGUAGAUCCUAAUUUGUUCAGUGGGGCUUAGUCACAGGAAAGUGAGCAUUUGAUUGCACCCUUACAGCACAGUCCUCUCUGUGUCUACUCAGAAGUUCAAUAGGACUUGGUACUCAGGUUAGUGUAUAUAGGAUUACAAUGCCUUAGUUUUAAAGACCUGCAGUAUUUCUUGAUAUGAUUUAAGGUGAACAAGUUCUUGUAUGUGGACUGGGAUGAGGGCCAAGAGCACUUUCCCAAUCAACAUCCCUGCUGGCAUCAGAGGUUGGCCUGGCAGUGAUCUAAGCUCCUGUGGCACUGAGUUGCUCGUGAUACAUGCCGUAUUAAAACCUGCGCUUGCAGCAUCCAAGUCAGAUGUGAGUAAUUUCUAUCAGCAUGUCUACCAAAAUUGGCACAGCGUGACAGCUUUGAGCACUAGAUCAUAAGCUUUGUGGUAGAUGGGAAGCGAUGUAAUAAUGAUGUUGUGACACAUGCUGCUCUGUUUUAAGCAAAAUUGAGAGGUGCCUCAAUUUAGGGUUAGGCACAGAGAAGAAUUUUGGAUAUAUAUAUUUUAAGAGGAAAACUAUGUUGGAAAUCUUAGGUCUAUUGUAAGCCAAGUCCGCUGCUUCUGAAUUGCACCUCAGACUGUAAUCCCUCUGUGCCAGCCCUUUUAGUUUUCCUCCCUCAUUGCUUCCCCAAAAUUUGCAAGUUUAGUACUGUAGCCCAUAUAUGCAUACAAAAAGUCCCAGGUAUAAUACCACACAUCUCCAGAAAGGGCUAGGAAAGAUCUCUGGAAAGUUGUGGCUAGAUAAGUCAGAGGUCUAACACUCUAGAAUGCUGCUUCCUAUGAUUCCAAGUAGGAAAAACAGCAGCAUCCACCACAGUUCUCAGAAUAAAGUUGAGAGCUGUUUCAAAGAUACUUUGCUCUGCGUUAAGGGCCCGAAUUACUGAUUCUGGAAGUAUAGCUUAAAAAAUUAUUCCCAGCUCAGUAAUAAUAAGAUUCCCAGGAUUUCCAUAAUAAAGGAACCUGUGGCUCUUCGGAUGUUGGGCUGUCUUUCUCAUCCCUGACAACUGGUGAUGCUUGCUGGAGCUGAUGGCCCAUAGAGUCAAACAGCACCUGAAUGGCCACAGGUUACCCAUCCUUGCUGUAAACAAUGCAUGUCCAAAAGCCUUCCUUGCAAACACUGGAAGUGCAGGAAGAGCCCAUGAAUCCCACACGUUAUUUCAGCUGCUGCUGUCCCUCCUCUGUGAAACUUGUUAGUUUGGGAAAUAUGCCAAGUGGAGAGAGAGUCUACCACAGACAAAAUAAUCUGUUGCCUUUUAAAAAUAUUGAAAUGUCAUGUUUUAAAGGUAGAUUCAAAUUUAAAAAAAUUCUGGGAAGAAGAUUAAUUUUGACUACAGCUAUUUUUGCCAUCCGUGACAAAUAAUGGAAAGGCACGUUUUUCAGAUCUUUUGCCACUUCCUUUAGCAGUUUUUCAUGAUUUUCUUGAACUUCUGGUGAAAGAUUGGUUUGUAGAUAUAUCCCCAAAUAUCUAACAGAAAUGCUUAGUGCUGAUUACCAGUAUCUUCCACAAGAUUAAAAUUGGAACUAAUCGGAUUUUAAAGAUUUUUUUUAAAGACAGAAAUUAAACUAAUUUAGUUAGGACACUGAUUCCUUUGGCUAUAUUAGUGAAAAAGUAGCAUCACCUGCAUAUAGAUAAAUCUUCAAGUCCUGUGUGUCUGACCUAAACCCUUUAAUUUUGUUCCAUGACCUCACUGCAAUUGCUGGGGUUGCUACUGCAAAUAAGAUGGGGCCUGCCAUGUCCUUUAUGUUAGAGAUCAUUCUGAAGUCUUCACAUUAACUAUAAUAACUCUUGUUGAAGGAGCCCUCUAAAUAGUUUGAAUGCAACUCAAAAACUGAUCCCCUCUUCUGUGCUGCAUUCUAUGCUUUCCACAUAGUGGUGCCAAGGUUUAUCUGAGAUUCCACCCUCUUUCAGAUAUAGGCAUAACAAAGCAUUUAAGUAUUGCUGUUUACCACAAAUUGAGGAUGCACUUAAUGAUCCCUCAUGAAAUUUAGUUGUCAUUGUCUGUGGGGCUUCCAUCACUAAGUGAUAUUUAUUUCACCUGCCCACUCAGUUCUCAUGAACUGAGCUUUGUGAAGACAUGUUUUCUCAUGCACGGUUUUCUCCUCUGCAACUGGUGAAAUGGUUCCAAGUGUGCCAUAUGUUCCAUUAUGUGAAAAUAUAGGUUCACAUAAAAAGGUAAAGGUAAAGGGACCCCUGACUAUUAGGUCCAGUCGUGACCGACUCUGGGGUUGCGGUGCUCAUCUCGCUUUAUUGGCCAAGGGAGCCGGCGUAUAGCUUCCGGGUCAUGUGGCCAGCAUGACUAAGCCGCUUCUGGCAAACCAGAGCAGCGCACGGAAAUGCCGUUUACCUUCCUGCUGGAGCGGUACCUAUUUAUCUGCUUGCACUUUGACGUGCUUUCGAACUGCUAGGUUAGCAGGAGCAGGGACCAAGCAACCGGAGCUCACCCCGUCAUGGGGAUUCGAACCGCCGACCUUCUGAUUGACAAGUCCUAGGCUCUGUGGUUUAACCCACAGCGCCACACUCUAAAACCUAGGGGCAAGUAAAGGGAAAGAUAGAACAUCUUUCUUGACAGCGCUGUUGGGAUUGUUCCAGAGCUGGUGUUAAGGGUCAGCAUAGUCAAGCAUCUGCUGAGGGACCACAACUCAGUGCGGGAGCAACUGGGGAAAGUCUCCUGGACCUGCUUCUCCUCCUCACCAUUGCAACCUGGUUGUUCAACCAGCUCUUCUUAUUCUGGACCAGAAAAAGGUGGUAGUUGAGCAGUAGAUGUUACUUCCUGUUUGCAUGUUAGCCGUCUCCCUUGCAAGCAAGCAAGGGGUAACAUUAAGUAGGAGUAGCGCAGGGGAAAUUGAUGAUAAUGAUGAGGAGGUAGACUCUCUGAAGGAAGGGAGCCAUGGCUUUUCAGGCUGGUGAGAGACAGAUUUCGAAAAGCACAUUGCUCCCAGCAGGUUGUGAGUCUGAAUGUGUUCAUGCUAGUCAAUUCAUCCUUCUGAGUCAGAGCAGGAUUAUAAAUGGCCGCUUGCCUUUUUGACUGGCUGUUUAAAGAAUUGCUCUUGGAGGACCAAAUGGGGAUGGUAUACAAAAGUUGGUUCCUUGCUCCCUUUCAUUUUGGCCACAAAAUGAGCAAUGCAAGCAAAUUACGGGCAUUGGACUAGUAAAAUUGUUUGAACCACUAAUUUUUGUGGACCUGUUUGCACCAGAAGUACUUCGUCCAGUUCCAGGCACUGCAGUUUAGGAAAUAUGUUGACAAAUUGGAACACGUCCAGAGGAAAGUGGCAAAGUUUGUCUUGACUUACUGUUAUCGUUUGUUAUGAGAGAAACAAGCCACAAGCGCUGGUUCACAUGUGCCAGCCUCUGCGUGGGAAAGGAAUUAAUUUUAAGGUGAAGGAAGCCAGCUGAUUUUAUAAGGUUUGCUCUGUUAUAAGAGUUGCACCGUGUUUUGAUUGAAUGGAGGCCCUAAAGCCACCAAGAGACUUAUUACCAUCUAGUUGGUAACACAGAUAUCUGUUAAGACUGAAUACAUAAUUUCAUAAAACAGCAAAAAUGAGUAAAAUAAAAAUGGUUCACCGGGGACUUUCUUUCCCAUAGGCUCAUGCCAAAGUGUGGCAUCUUUACAACGAUCAUUUUCGUCCUGCACAAAGAGGUAAAGUGUCAAUUGCCUUAGGCUCUCACUGGAUAAGACCUCUACAUAUGACUGAAAACAGUAUUCACGAAUGCCAGAAAUCUCUUGACUUUGUGCUGGGCUGGUUUGCUAAACCUAUAUUUAUUGAUGGAGACUAUCCCCAGAGCAUGAAGAGUAAUCUUUCCUCUGUGCUGCCUGAGUUCACCGAAGCAGAGAAGAAGUUUGUCAGAGGGACAGCCGAUUUCUUUGCUCUUUCGUUUGGGGCCACGUUGAGUUUCCAUCUCGUGGAUACUGGCAUGUUAUUCCGCCAGCUGGAAUCGCUAAGCCUAAGGCCUCUGCUUUACUGGAUAAGCAGUGAAUAUAACAAACCAGAGAUCUUCGUUGUGGAGAACAGCUGGUACGUUUCUGGUAACACUAAGACCGAUGACUCCAAGUACACGAAUUAUCUUAAAAAUUUCAUUAUGGACACUCUGAAAGGUAGGCUUGUAGAUGGUAUUCUUGUCACCAUUAUUAUCCUGGCACAAGUUAAGGGAAACAUUAUCCUCACAUUCAUUAAAUAAGUUCUGCAGAGGCUAAAACCCAGUGAGUCUUUAAACAUUUAUCCAGGUGUUCAUUACAGAGUGAGGUUCCAAAAGAACGGGAUUUGCUUGCCUCUGCUGUUGCCAAGUGCUUUCCAACAAGUUUGGAUAAUGUUUCUUUGGUUACAGCAAAAAGUUAAGCUGGUUGCUUAAUAUAACUUCAUGAUGUUUGUACUCUUGGCUAUGAGGCUUGCAGGAGAAUCAGGCAGGAGAUACCCAAUGAUUAGUUUUAAUGCGUCAGAUAGCUGAGUAAAUAUUUGCUAGAUAAGAAUAUAUACCAAAUCUCUCUUUCUCUUUCUCUGGUGUGUGUGUGUGCAUAUAUAAUUUCUGUAACUCUCUGGCAGUGACCUUAAGAGUCUCGUCUCAGGCUGGAAGAAUUCAUUCUUCCUGUAAUGAAGAAAUGAAAAUAACUGUUGGGAGUACUUAUUCUGCUUUCACAGCUGAUUUACAAACUGUGUCUCAGUUACAUAUGUCCUUAUUUAUAUGAAUAUGGAAAGGGGCUUGAGCUUUGGUAAAUGUAUCAGAUGGUAGAUACAACUUCUCUUUUUAGCAACCAAUAGCAACCAAGCUGCACAUUCUGGCCCCCAUGGGAAAUUGGGUAUGCUUUAUGCCUGUGUUGGUUUUUAUUUUAAAACAACUUUGGUGAAAGAUGUAAAAUAAGUUGGAAAACAUUUAUCAGCUCAACUUUACAUUCACUACAGAGUGUUGCUUGCAACACUUGCUAGUUACUUUGGGAUGGUCAUUAUUUUGAAGUAGAGUAGUAUUUUAAUUAAGCAUGUAAAUAAUUAAGUAAAAGUUCUGUCUUGCUUUUCUGCUUACCUUGAAAACCCUAAAUAUCUUGGGUCUAGGUCACCUGAGAGACUUUCUCCUCUCAUACCAUGCUGCCUGCUCUCUAAGAUGCCUGAGAGAGGACAAUUUCCAUGUCCUGUUUGUGGCUGAGGCAUAGCUGUGCAGGAUGAGAGAAGAGCCUUCUUGGUGGCUGCACCAAUAUUCUAUAAUACCUCUGAAUACCUUAUAUCAGUGCUUUUUUCCUAAAAAAAAUGUUUAGGGGUACUCUCAUUUUGACUCAAGAAAAUCACCAUUUUAUAGUUCAAAUCGGGAAAAAUAAAUACAGCAAAUGGACAAAAGUUGAAAGAACAUACUGCACAGCUGACACAUUAAACGCUUGCUUCCGUCUGAGACUCAGGAAACACUGGAAAAGGAAAUGAGGCUGCCAUUGAGGGUAGCAAUGGAACUGACGAUUCACUGUGCUAUUCAACGGCUCUGACCGCACUAGAGAAGAAACUAAAUUUUUAAUUUUUUUAAGUUUCUUCUCCCGUUAGAUUCACAAAAUGUUUAGGAGUAUGUGUACCCCUACGUCCGCCCCAGAAAAAAGGACUGCCUUAUAUUCUGAGAUCCAUUUCCCCUCCUUUCUUACUGUUCCCACUGACCUGUUAAACUUUCCUGUUCUUGAAGCAUUUGCCUUGUCAGACAUUAUUGAUAGAUUGGGUAGAACUCUAUUUUGGAAUAUUUUUAUCUGUUGUGUCGGUUUUUGUGCUGUCGUUUUAUUUCUUUAGUGGGAUUGUUUUGUUUUUAACUGUAAGCCACCCUUAGGUGAUGCAAAUGCACUGGAAGGACAGGGUUCAAGUUUCCUAAACAAGUAAUGCAAUUUCAAAAAAUACAACCACGCAAAUUAUUUAUAAAAGCUUUUCUAUACCACCCUCUCAUAAAACAUCAGGGCAGUGUGCAGCAGUACAGAAUCAUAGAAUCAUAGAGUUGGAAGAGACCACAAGGGCCAUCGAGUCCAACCCCCUGCCAAGCAGGAAAUACCAUCAGAGCACUCCUGACAUAUGGUUGUCAAGCCUCUGCUUAAAGACCUCCAAAGAAGGAGACUCCACCACACUCCUUGGCAGCAAAUUCCACUGUCGAACAGCUUUUACUGUCAGGAAGUUCUUCCUAAUGUUUAGGUGGAAUCUUCUUGUAGUUUGGAUCCAUUGCUCCGUGUCCGCUUCUCUGGAGCAGCAGAAAACAACCUUUCUCCCUCCUCUAUAUGACAUCCUUUUAUAUAUUUGAACAUGGCUAUCAUAUCACCCCUUAAUCUCCUCUUCUCCAGGCUAAACAUGCCCAGCUCCCUUAGCCGUUCCUCAUAAGGCAUCGUUUCCAGGCCUUUGACCAUUUUGGUUGCCCUCCUCUGUACACGUUCCAGUUUGUCAGUGUCCUUCUUGAACUGUGGUGCCCAGAACUGGACACAGUACUCCAGGUGAGGUCUGACCAGAGCAGAAUACAGUGGCACUAUUACUUCCCUUGAUCUAGAUGCUAUACUCCUAUUGAUGCAGCCCAGAAUUGCAUUGGCUUUUUAGCUGCCGCGUCACACUGUUGGCUCAUGUCAAGUUUGUGGUCAACCAAGACUCCUAGAUCCUUUUCACAUGUACUGCUCUCAAGCCAGGUGUCACCCAUCUUGUAUUUGUGCCUCUCAUUUUUUUUUGCCCAAGUGCAAUACUCGCGCCUAAUGAUCCUUCCACUUCUACCCCACUAACCAGGUCAUCAACAUUGGUUAGGACCAGAUCUAAAAUGGCUGUUCCUCUUGUUGCUUCUCCCACUUUCUGGACAAUGAAGUUGUCUGCAAGGCCAGUGAGGAAUCUGUUUGACCUUAUGCUCUUGGCUGAGUUUGACAUCCAACAAAUAUCCGGGUAAUUGUGAAGUCCCCCAUUACUACUAUCUCCCUUCCUUUUGCAUGCUUGGCCAUCUGUUCCAGGAAGGCAUCAUCUAUGUCCUCCGUUUGGCUUGGGGAUCUAUAGUAAACUCCCACAAUGAGGUCACUGUUAUUCUUCUCUCCCUUAAUUUUGACCCAAAUGCUCUCACUUUGGCUUUGAGGUUCUAAAUCUUGGAUCUCUUCACAGGUAUACACAUCCCUGACAUAUAACGCCACUCCUCCUCCUUUCUUGUCUGGUCUGUUUCUCUGAAAUAGAUUGUAUCCCCCCAUUAUUACAUUCAAAUCGUGGGACUUAUCCCACCAGGUUUCAGUGAUGCCUAUUAUGUCAUAUUUAGUUUGCUGUACCAAGAGCUCAAGCUCAUCUUGUUUAUUUCCCAUGCUUUGCGCAUUAGUGUACAGACAUUGAAGUCCAUUAAUCAUCCCCCCGUGUCUCUUAUUUAAGGAUUUUUCCUCCCACCACUAGGUCUGCGUGCUGUUUGCUCCAUUUGGUCUAUGACAUUUGGAUGAUCAUCUUCAUCAAUUGAUAAACUCCUACCUUCAGGAGCACUGUCUCCCCCCCCACAUUAGUCAGUUUAAAGCCCUCCUGAUGAGGUUUCUGAGAUUUUUGGCAAAAACAUUUCUCCCAACCGUUGUGAGGUGCAGCCCAUCGCUUGCCAGAAGUCCAUCUUCAAGAAACUGCAGUCAAACCGUUCCUGUUUACACCAUUUGCGAAGCCAGCUGUUCACUUCCACUAUUUUUCCCUCUCUCCCUGGGCCACGUCAUUCAACUGGGAGGACAAAUGAGAUGACAAUUUGUGCAUUUAAUUGCUUCAAUUUCCUGCCCAGAGCCUUGUAGUCUCUUUUGAUCUUCUGGAGGCUAUUGCUUGCAGUGUCAUUGGUUCCCACAUGAACCAAGAGGAAGGGGUAUUUGUCAGUGGGUUUUAUGAUUCCUUGCAGUCGUUCAGUUACAUCUUAGAUCUUAGCCCCGGGGAGACAGCACACUUCCCGAGACAUCUUGUCAGGCCCACAGAUCACUGCUUCUGUUCCCCUCAGUAGGGAAUCCCCUAUCACCACUACACGCCUCCUCUUAGGUUUGGACGGGGUUCUUCCGUGAGCUGUCCGUUCCAAGGUCGCCUGCACAUUCCCUGAGGACUGACUUUGCUGCUCGUCUUCAUAUACCUGAUCGACUGUAAUGAGGGAGAUCCUCAAAUGGAGUCUGCUCUUCGUCUUCCAUGCUAGGGAGAGGACCUCAAAGCGAUUGUGUAUUUCUAAACAAUCAGAGCGAACCCUGGGCCUCCUACUUCUUUGAGUCACGUUUCUCCAUAUAUCUGGCUCCUGUGUUGGUGAACUAGCCUCCUUCUCAGGGGAGUCCCCUGUCUCCUCCUUGGUGGAGACGGUGUGCUCUGUUGCUUCCAAGAAGAGCUCCAGCUCUCUAAUUCUUUGGAGCGUAGCUACACGUUCCUCCAUUAAAAUGACUGGGGACUUGAGAAAAUUUCAAACAACUGUAUGAACAAGUCUUUAAGAGACACCUGAAAGUCAAAAGCAAGGAUACCUCCCCAAUCUCUGCUGGAAGUGUUGUGCAGCAUGGGACUUGAUAGAGGCCAGUUGGCCUUCUGAGAUGUGGAAACCAACUAAAUUAUAUAAAACAAUUAACAGUUUUGUUACACCAGUUUUGUAGAAGAAGUCACAACGAGUAAGUGAAAUGACAUCCUUUUAUGGAGGUACCUGCUCAUUUAAAAGUACUGUAUUCAAAAGCUUCCAGGCAUUUCAUUUCCCAUCAGAAAAAAAGAAUGCCAUGGGACCAAUUCAGGUGCCCACUGGGACAUAGUGGAGGGAUCCUUAGGCUAUUUAGGCCAUAUCUGCCUGGCAAUAUUAACACCGUAGCUUGAUAACCACUGAGCAGGAUAUGUAAGCGGUAGCUUUUUUCUGAACCACAAAUCAAGUGCAGUUGUUCAAAUGUGUGCACGUGGGGAAGUGAGGUCAUCUUAUUUUUGUUGUUUUCUCCUCAGCUGUCAGAUAUGAUGGAGUUACUGUCAUCGGGUACACGGCUUGGUCUCUCAUGGAUGGCUUUGAAUGGCUCAGGGGCUACAGCGUUCGAAGGGGUCUGUUUUACGUUGACUUUCAAAGUCAGGAUAAGAAACUGAUGCUAAAGUCUUCAGGAAUGUUUUACCAGAAGGUGAUAGAGAACAAUGGCUUCCUCCCAUUACCGGAAGACCAGCCCAUAGAAGGGACUUUCCCCUGUGGUUUUGCUUGGGGGGUUACCGAAAGCUUUCUUCAGGUAAGCCAAAUGAGAGAGCAAAUCACUUCCUCCAGUUUUCCUAUAGCGCAAGUGAAAUAAUAAUACUGUCUUUGUUUCGUUCCUAGACAUGCGUUCUAAUUGUGGCCGUAGGGCCUCCCCUCUGACAAACAUCACAGUUUGGGCAUGUUUGGGUGCUAUAUUCUGGGCAGAACUCUCAGUGUGUGGGUGUCUGUGUGUACACAUCUUCCCCAUUCCAUUGUGCCCCCCUGAUUUAAAGCAACCACCCCUCACAGAUUUGUUCUUUUCAAGGACAGAUCAGGCAGAGGUGGUAAGGUAACACAAUCAAAUGAAAGCAUGUUGCAACCUUGUUAGCUCUUACUCCUUCCUUAGAGGUAGGCCAUACACACAGGACUUCUGUGGGCUUUCCCAGCCCAGUGAAGGAAAGGGGGAAAAAUUCAUUGUUCUUCAUACUGUGUGUCAAUCAAUUUUGGCGGCUCGAUAUUUGUGCUUUGAGCUAUUGAACAGUCUUCUAUGACAUAUAGCAUAGUAAAUUAGAACAAUGUCAUUAAAUAUUAAGUUGGUUAAAAUAAGCAUGUCACUUAUUUCUAAGCCGCAUCUUUGCUGUGAUUUAUUUCGGUGUACUUUAGUGCACGGCAGACACAUUUCCCAUAAAUCGUUUGGACGUCACCUUAAAAGUAUUCUGAGCUCCCUCUGUUUUUAAAACUGAUUGGUUCCUGAAAGAUUUAUUGCAUAUCUAAAUCAUUUGUUGAUGCAAACUUUAGAUACUCCAUAAAGCAGAGAUAGCUAACAUGGAGAUUGCCAGAUGUUGACUCUCAGGUCCCAUCAGCCUAAUUAUUAUUAUUAUUAUUAGGUUACUUAACUUGUUUGCUUGUGAGUUUACACACUUUGGACAAAUUGAAUCUGCUUCUCCCUCUCUUUCCAGGUAGAUACCACACGGUCCCAGUUCCUUGACCCUAAUGUUUAUGUUUGGGAUGUCCAUCAUACAAAGAAGCUGAUUAAAGUUGAUGGAAGGGGUGCUCCAAAUCGCAAGCCUCACUGUGUUGAUCUUCCGGCUAUCAGGCUCCAGAUUUCUUUACUUCAGGAAAUGCAUGUCACACACUUCCAUUUUUCGCUGGUGUGGCCUUUGAUUCUCCCUCUAGGUAAUGAAUCUUACGUUAACCACACUCUUCUGUUUUACUAUCAGUGUUUUGUCAGCGAAUUACUCAGAGUCAAUAUAACUCCUGUCGUUGCUUUGUGGCAACCCAUGGGUGAGAACCAAGGGCUUCCUCUUCCUCUCGCUGAGCAUGGAGGAUGGGAGAACCGGCAGAUCGUGGACACUUUUGUUGAGUAUGCCAGGUUCUGCUUUAAAAAACUUGGCCAGUAUGUCAAAUUUUGGAUCACAAUGAACGAGCCUAGCGAUGACAACUUGACAUACAAAGGAGCCCAUAACCUGCUGAAGGCCCACGCCAAGGCAUGGCGCCUGUACGAUAAAACAUUCAGGAAGACUCAGAAAGGUAAAAUCUCAAUCGCCUUCCACGCCAUCUGGGUCGAGCCCUUUUCAAAAAACGAUUACAGUGCAGCCAGACGAGUUUUGGAGUUUAAGAUUGGCUGGCUUGCUGAGCCUAUCUUUGGAAGUGGUGACUACCCAGAUGUGAUGAGGCAGUGGCUUCACCAGAAAAACAGCCUAGGCUCCCAUUAUUUACACUUGCCUUAUUUUUCGGAGGCGGAAAGAAACCUAAUACGUGGUUCGUUCGACUUUUUCGCCUUGAGCCACUACACCACGUCUCUCGUAAGCGCCAUAAACGAAGACCCCGCCAAUUACGACCACCUCCUUGAGGUCCAAAAGCAAAAUGACAUCACUUGGGUGAAGUCACCUGCCAGAACUCCAGUGGUGCCCUGGGGGUUACGCAAGCUCCUCGCAUGGGUCAAGGAUAAAUAUGGCGACAUCCCAAUCUACAUCCUAGCCAGUGGAAUUGAUGACGGGCAAAAACCGGAUCGAGACAAACUGAGAAUAUAUUACAUGGAGCGGUAUAUCAACGAAGCCUUGAAAGGUAAGAGUCCUGCGGAAAUGCUUAUGUUCCUCAAGACCAACGUUUCUUGGUGUGUUUUCUGGAAUGCUGUGUGUGAUAUGUAAUAGCAACUAUCAGUGCUUUUUUCUGGAUGGCAGACACAGGGGUACGCAUACCCCUAAACAUUUUGUGAAUCUUUGUACGUUUGUCCAUUUACUGUAUCUAUUUCCCCCGAUUUGAACUAUAAAAUGGUGAUUUUCUUGAGUCAAAAUGAGAGUACCCCUAAGCAUACUUUUUUAAAAAAGAAAAAAAAGCACUGGCAACUAUUAUGUGUAUACCCUGCCUUUUCCCCUGACAGGGAAAAUAAGAGAAGCUAAAAUAUAGGGGGUGAAAUAUUUGUAAUAAACGUUAACAGAAUUAAAACUGUGUGCUUAAUAAAAACAUACAGAGAAUUACAAUAGAAACAGCACCAGCCCUUUCAUUAAAAAGCAGUCAGUUCCAAAAAGCCUGUUGGAAUUAGGAGGUCUUCACCUGCCAGCUGAAGGACAACAAGGAGGGAGCCAGUCUAACUUCUCUAGAGAGAGAGUUCCAAAGUCUGGGAGCAGGAACUAUAUGCUUUGAAGAUAACUGGAAAUCCAGUUUUCAGCAACUGGAUGAGGCCGUUGCCUCGUAUAAGGGACGGACUAAUUAAUACAUGUUGAUACCCAGAACACAUGCAUAGUACAUUGUGUGUGUCCCAAGGCAGUGUUUGGAACUCAGUGCCCUUCUGUCUGCUGUUGCUGAGAAAAAGAUGGUUGCAUUUCGUUGCCAUGAAUAGUCACCAAAGGCUUUCCUCCCCCUACCCCCUGUGAAAUUAAGCUAGCUUAAUAACAAAAUAAUGAAGGGUAAGAAGUGAGAGCCACUGUGCAGGGCCUGUUCCUUGUGAUGAGAUAGAGGCUGAAGGUAUGCGAAUUAUUAUUGCAUUAACUAGAUGGUAAUGAAAUAUUUGUGCUGUGUUUUUCUUGGCGUUUCAUCUGUUUGUAGUGGAUUUUUAAUUUCACGAAUGUUUGUUUUAUUUUGUUGUAAGCUGCUAUGGGGUUCAGUUUUAGAGCCAAAAAAAAGCAGGAUCCAUAUGUUCUUAUAAAUAAACAAACUAAUACUUCCAUCACAGACGGGUUUCUGUGGUAUCGCAGUGUCAGUGGAGGGCAAGGUUACAUGCAGUUAAGGCCAUCGUUCAGUGCCAUAGCGAUUGUCGUAGCCUGCCAAUAGCUUUUGGAUGCAGAAAGUAUCAGUUAAGACUCUUGAGUGCUGGAGAUCUGCUCCCUGACAUAGUAGACAGUACUGGGCUCAACAAGACAAUGGCCCCUAAAAUUAUACAGUGGUACCUCGGGUUACAGUGGUACCUCAGGUUACAGACUCCGCUAACCCAGAAAUAGUAUCUCAGGUUAAGAACUUUGCUUCAGGAUGAGAACAGAAAUUGCACUGCAGUGCUGCGGCGGUAGCGGGAGGCCCCAUUAGCUAAAGUGGUGCUUCAGGUUAAGAACGGACCUCCAGAACGAAUUAAGUUCUUAACCCGAGGUACCACUGUACACCACAGCCACAUCAAUAGCAUACAUUUAAAGCACUCAUGUGCCCCUUUAACUACCAUGGCCUCCCCCCACCCCAAGAAUUGGGGCUGGGAAUUGUAGCUCUGUGAGGGGGCUCCUUUCAGCUCUGAGCACCCCAACAAACUACGGUUUUUAGGAUUGCUUGGGGGAAGCCAUGACUCUCAAAGUUGCAUGAGAGAGCUUUAAAUGUAUGUUGUGACGGCUACAGUUGUAGAUCAGGGGUGGAGAACCACUGGCAUUCAGACCAGGUCUGGCACACAGUGUCUUGGGAUCCAACCCACAGUCUUCCUUCUGUUUGUUUGUGGCAAUUAAGUUUACGUGUGUGUUUCAUUUGCACAAAUGGCACCCUUUUCUCUAAAACUUAAUUGCCAAGCAGGCAAACUUAAUUGUCAAGGAGGGAAUGGCAGCUGGGAAGUAAAGGUGGGAGAGAGAGAAGGAGGGAGGGAGAAGGGGGAAUGAGAAAAAAGAGAGAAAAUGGGGGGGGGGGGGAGAGAAAGAAAGCUUUUUUUAAGGAAAGAGCUGGAAGAUGCAGUGGAUGGGGUUUGCAAAUCAAUGUCUGUGUGUGUGCAAAUGAAUGGGUUUUUAUGAGUGUGGAUGUGUGUGAGAGAGAGAGAAAGAAAGAGAAGAGCGAGAGAGAGACUAGUGGGCUGUGGAACCACCCAGAUACUUUUAAGUGGAAUUGGACUGUCGUUUUUAAAGAUCGAGAUGCCUAGAGUUUAUAUAACAUAUACUGGUAUGGUGGACCAGCGGUAAAACAAACAUGGCACUAAUUUGUUUUUCUUUGUCCCCUCUGUGUGUGUGCAUUUUGUUUGUAUGUGUGCUCUGUUUUGCAGCCUACACCUUGGAUAAUGUUAACCUCCGUGGCUAUUUUGCCUAUUCUUUCAGCGAUAGGGGUGAUCCUAGAUCGUAUGGACUCUAUCGAUAUACAGUGAAUCAAUAUGAGCCAAAGUCUUCCAUGAUGCAUUAUAGACAGAUUAUUGACAAUUACACCUUUCCUGGCUCGGAAACCGCUGGCUUGCUCUGCCUCAAGGAGCUUAUUCUGUGCCCAGAAUGUGACUCGUUGCAACCCAGAAGAUCUUUGCUUGCUUUCAUUUCUUUUAUAUUGUUUUCUUUCAUUGUUACUGUAUUUCUGAUCACUUACUACUCCAAGAAGGUCAAUAGAAGGCAUGAAUACGGCUUUCCUGCAGCUCAUUGUCCUUCAUAUGCAUUUCCUGGGGGAGCUCAGAAAUAA